GUCGAAAGCUGUUCCUGGCUGCAGACUGCUGCUCCGCUGAUUCUCAUGCGAGAGGAUGGGUGUGACUCGCUGGGAGGCUGGUCUCCACCGCCCUGCUUAAGUACACUAUUGAAUUACCUUCCUCUUUGCCAUGCCCCCUUCUGCCAGAGGGAGCCCAGGAGGAGAGAGAGCGUGUCAGGAGCCGGCGAUCUGCUCAGUGGUGCAUUUGGGGUGGCAGGGGGAAAAAGGAGGAGAUAAGAAGUAAUGAUGGCUGACGCUGAAGCAGACGUGGGGCUCCCCACUAUUGAGAGGAAGCCAGGCCUCCAGAUAUGGACCAUAGAGAAAAUGAAAAUGGUGCCUCUUCCUGAGAAGGCCUACGGGAGCUUUUUUGAAGGGGACUGUUACAUCAUCUUAAACAACACGAAGACACGUUCUGGAUUCGCCACGGACCUGCACUACUGGAUUGGGCGCGAUUCCUCCCAGGACGAACAAGGCGCGGCUGCUUUCUACGUGACUCAGAUGGAUGACCUGCUCGGCGGGAACCCCGUCCAGCACAGAGAAGUGCAGGGACACGAGUCGGCAGCCUUUAAAAGUUAUUUCAAGAACGGCAUCAUCUAUAAGAAGGGAGGAGUUGCUUCCGGGUUCAAGCAUGUGGAGACCAACAUGUACAAUAUCAAACGCCUCCUUCACGUCAAGGGGAGGAAACACGUCUCGGCUACAGAGGUAGAUCUCUCCUGGAACAGCUUCAACAAAGGAGACGUCUUCUUGUUGGACCUCGGCAAAGUCUUGAUUCAGUGGAAUGGUCCCUCGUGCAACGUUGCAGAGAAAUCAAGGGGCAUGGUUUUGGCACGAAGUAUCCGGGACGGCGAGAGGGGGGGCCGUGCUCAGAUUGGCGUCGUCGACAAUGAGAAGGACUGCCCAGACCUCAUGCAGAUCAUGAAAGCGGUCCUGGGGGAGAGGCACGGAGAACUGCGGGAAGCAUUGCCUGACGAGAAAGCUGAUGAACUUCAGAAAGCCAAUGUCCGUCUUUACCACGUCUAUGAAAACGGGAAGGAUUUAGUAGUUCAAGAAAUUGCUACCCGGCCCCUGACUCAAGACCUCUUGCAGCAUGAGGACUGUCACAUUUUGGACCAGGGAGGUUUCAAAAUUUACGUCUGGCGUGGGAAAGACUCCAGCAAAGAAGAGAAGAAGGCAGCGUUCAGCCGAGCAGUGGGUUUCAUCCAAGCCAAAGGGUAUCCCCCCACCACAAACGUAGAAGUCAUGAACGACGGAGCGGAGUCGGCGAUGUUUAAGCAACUCUUCCAGAAGUGGUCGGAAAAAGACGAGACUCAGGGACUUGGCAAGACCUACAACGUUGGCAAAAUUGCCAAAGUGGAUCAAGUCAAAUUUGACGUCACGCAGUUGCACGCAAGACCGGAGUUGGCUGCUGAACAGCGGAUGGCAGAUGAUGCCUCUGGAACUGUAGAGGUGUGGAGGAUUGAGGAUCUAGAAAUGGCUCCGGUUGCCCCCAGGACCUACGGGCAGUUCUAUGGCGGAGAUUGUUACCUCAUCUUGUACACCUACACAAAAUUAGGCAGGCCUCAUUACAUCAUCUACAUGUGGCUUGGCCGCCACGCCUCGGCGGAUGAAAUCACUGCCUGCGCCUUCAACGCUGUGGAGCUGGACAAAAAGUACGGGGAUGAGCCGGUGCAGGUUCGAGUGACGAUGGGGAAGGAGCCGAGACACUUCCUCUCCAUCUUCAAGGGGAAACUGAUCAUCUAUGAGGGAGGCACAAGUCGUGCCCAGAAGAGCGAGCCGGAGCCCGCCGUCCGGCUCUUCCAAGUGAGGGGGACAGAUGAAUUCAACACCAAGACCGUCGAGGUCCCGGCACGAGCCUCCUCGCUCAACUCCAACGAUGUCUUCCUUCUCAGGACCAACCAAAUGUGCUACCUGUGGUGUGGAAAGGUAGGUGAAUUUUAGGGCGUAUGCUCCAGC
Molecule: messenger RNA, 1953 nt
Organism: Podarcis muralis (Common wall lizard)
Lineage: Eukaryota; Metazoa; Chordata; Lepidosauria; Squamata; Lacertidae
Source: RefSeq, a predicted model, not a curated record